ACUCGUUUCACCGUCAUCUCCAGAACUUCUGCAUUCUCCAUCUUCGUUUGUAAGGUGAACUGCAGCGGUUGAGGAAAAACCGGAUAUGCACUCUUAUUUUGACGGCGGCGAGGCGGCUUUUCCUUCAGACCCACACGGUGCUUGUUCGUCAGAGAAGACGCUCAUCUGAGGUCACUGAACCCCGGGGGCGAGACUGGUCCGCCGCUAUAUAAUCUUCCCGGCCCGGUGAACGAAACCAGCGCACUGAACCAGAAACGAGACAGAGCAAAUAUACACUGAGCAAACAAACAUGGUGAAGAUCACUUUCCAGCCAGUUUCGGCCCAGAAGCCCGAAAAAGAGAUCGAUGAAGACAAGAUCACUAUACCCCAGGCUCAAGAGCGGCUGGGUCAUUCUGUCCAGCCGAAGAAGCUGUGCUGCCUCGCUUUUGGCCUGGUGGUUUUCAUAUCAGGACUGGUGCUGGCCUCUGUCUGCAUCUAUCGUCACUACUUUAUACCACAGAUCCCAGAAGACAGCUUGUUCCACUGCCGGGUUAUCUACGAGGACUCUGUGUUUGCUCCUCUGAGGGGGCGGCAAGAACUCGAGGAGAAUGUUGGCAUCUAUUUUGACGACAACUAUGAACAGAUCAGCGUACCUGUGCCACACUUUGGUAGCAGCGACCCUGCUGAUAUUAUCCAUGACUUUGAGAGGGGCCUUACAGCUUACCAUGACAUUGCUUUGGACAAAUGCUACAUCACUGAGCUGAACACGACUGUGGUGAUGCCUCCACGGAGCCUGUGGGAACUGCUCGUUAAUGUCAAGAGAGGGACGUACCUUCCUCAGACUUACAUCAUCCAGGAGGAGAUGGCGGUGACGGGGAGGGUGAGGAACAUGAGGCAGCUGGGCCCAUUCAUCCAUAGGCUCUGCUAUGGCAAAGAAACCUAUCGCCUCAGACGCCACAACCAGCGCCGACGUAUUGAGAGGCGUGAGACAAAGAAUUGCCACAGCAUUCGUCACUUUGAAAACACUUUUGUGGUUGAGACCGUUUUCUGCAGCAUGGUCUAAAUCUGAGACGGAAAUCACAGCCAUCCAACACUGAAGCAAAUUUCAAACCUUACCUCUUGAAUUCUUUAGGCUUUUAACUGCACUUUAAGAGCAAGUAUUUGUCCAACAGUUUGUUUUAAUGUUAGUUUUUUUUUUUGUCUCAAGUUAGAAAUGCUCUUGUAUUCAUGUUUUUUAUUUAAAUGGAUGUUAUAAAUGUGUUUAGAUAUAUCUGUAGCUUGUCAUGUUGUGCAGAACAAGUUAAUAUUAAUGUGUGUCAUCAUCAAAGAACUUGAUUGUUUUAUUUUUAGACUUGUCCUUAUUGUGAAUUAGUAACCCAGUGCACUGUGGGGGAUGUUAAAGUGGCUUGGAAGCUGCUUGCACUGUGCACUCAUAAUAUUUGUUUCUUGGCUGUUGUUUUAUUUUGUUUGAAUGUUAGAAAAUGGCAAAACAUACCUCAUGUAGUUUAAACGUUUCUUUGCUAGUUUAUAUCAUUAAUGAAUGGUGUAAAUAACUUUGUUCCUAAGCAAUAUCUACUGUAAAUUGAUUUUCCUCUGGAUUUCAUAUUGUUACAUGCAUCAAUUUUUAUCUGAAAUCAACUUGUUUUGUGACUGAACAUUUCUUUAUGGUGCGUCUCUUUAUUUCCUUUGGUAUCACACUUUCCUUUUCCUUGGAUAUAAAUGGCUUUUGACUGUAAUUAGUAGCUUUAGAGGGACAGAAGGAACCAAAGUCUGCAGUCAGCGAUGCUAUGCUUAGUAUUAAGGAUUUAUGGAAUAUUUUUAGUCUAGAUCACUUACUGUAGAUGAUAUCAAAGGCUAAAACUCCUUUUGUCUUGUUCUUCCUCCUCUUUGUCUGGGUUUGUCUGUUGUCUUCAGCUCUUGCCAGUUCCCAGUCCUUCAUAUUGGCAUUAUCUCUACAAUGUUGAUUUUCGUCCCAACUCAAAAAGAUUUGGGGAUUGUUUUUAAUGUUCAGCCUGGAGCAAAUUAGUCUCUGUUGAGAGAGACCUGUGAUAUGUGCUCAUAUUUCACCUUGAAUACCUUGUUUUGCUGUACAGUUGAUUUUUCUUGUAAAAUCUUGCUGCUUUAAAAAUAAAUGAUAAAACUUUU
This is a messenger RNA of Monopterus albus (swamp eel), 2124 nucleotides long. It is a transcript of the gene itm2cb, whose product is annotated as integral membrane protein 2Cb. Gene Ontology annotation, molecular function: amyloid-beta binding. Gene Ontology annotation, biological process: negative regulation of amyloid precursor protein biosynthetic process. Gene Ontology annotation, cellular component: plasma membrane; Golgi apparatus; extracellular exosome. The record is from RefSeq and is a predicted model, not a curated record. NCBI's taxonomy places the organism in Eukaryota, Metazoa, Chordata, Actinopteri, Synbranchiformes, Synbranchidae. Bases 290 to 1042 code for a protein of 250 amino acids. The transcript is spliced from 7 exons.